UCUAUGUUGAUUUGAAAGUCGAUAAAUCUAUGUGCACGAAUGGUGUAUUCCCGCCAUUGUCGUACGUAGUGGGUUCAUUGUCGACCAUAUGCCGACCAUCCCUUUCCAACAAAGUAAUAGACUCGUCCGUCUUCUUCAACUUCGUUUUGAUUAUUUUAUCGGCCGUAUUGAUGAAAAUUGUGAAUGAUAUUUCGUGUGAUGGUGUUGAAAAAUAAUAACUACCACGAUAGUUUGUCAAAAUAACAAAAUAAUAAGCCGAUCGGGAGUAAGAAGAAUUUUUUUUCUUAGUGUAUGGGUUCGGCCAUUUUCCUGCAGAGGGGGAUGGUGGGGUAAAGUGUGAGAAAAACAUGCGGCCACUUCUUUCAUUCGUGUCGAUCGUUCGAAUUAUUUCACGAGCGAAAUUGAACGAAAAAUUCAAAAUAAUUGCUAGUACAAACGUACGAGGUCGAAAAAGUAUCUAAAAGGUCAUAAGAAAGUGUAGAAAAGAUAUCUCAAAUAAAUUCCUUUGUCAGCCAUGUGCAAAUGGUGUAGCAUUUAAAAGAUCCUCGGCGAACGAAGCGCACCGACCAAUGAGCGCGGUCUCGGCUCGGUCACGUGACUUCGGCCGACCAAUAAGCGGGACGAGAUUUGAAAUCGUGCGUGGUCUUUGUUCACGAGCCUACCGUCAACGUUACUUCAGUUCCGUAAAGGGGGCCUUGUGUCGGUGUCAUUUUAUACAUGGUCGCUGCCGAAAAUCUCAUUAUUUCCAAGUAAAAUAUAUGUGUGAAAGUGGUGUUACGCUGAGUGGACGAGAUACUUCAAAGACUGUCGAUUAUACGUUAGAUGAAUGUUGGAAACAAUGAGUAGAUCCGCUCUUGGGCCAGAUCAGGUUCCAUCAAGCCCUUGGCUCUCAAUGGAUUCUUAUUUCGGUACCGACAGUCUUUCCCUUCAAGAAAUGCUCGACGUCGAUAUCAGAUGCGAGAUCGAAGACGUUAUCGAUGGUCACAACGAUAUUCACGCGGAUUACAGUUUCAGUAUCGCAGAUUUACCGCAAAUCGAAUUGGACGACAAUCCUGUUGUCCUUAACGAUCUUCAUAAAACUUUAAAUUCUUCUAAUUUGCUAAAUGGCAACAGCAACAGUAACAGUUCUAACAGCAGUAAUUUCCAUCUCGAUUUAAGCAACGACGUUACAUCCAUUAUGGUUAAUCCCAAUUCUGUAAUGCCUCACAUGGCCACCCACAAUUCUAUGUCGAACAUCAACAAACGACACUUUUCUUUUACACCCAAGAUAGAGGUCAAAGAGGAAAAGAUAGAUGUUGAAAACGAGUUGGACAAUGACGAUGAUGUCGAGAAUGAAAAUGACAACGAGAACGAUGAAAAUGAUAACGAUAACGAUAACGAAAACGAUGACAAUGAUAAUGAUAAUGAUAAUGAUAAUGACAAUUACAAUGAUAUUGAUCAGGAUAAUGAAAAUGAUCAAGAAAAUUAUAACGAGGUAGAUACGGAAAUCGAUCAAUAUGAAAAUGAUAUUACGGAAACUGAGGAUGACACCGAGGACGAGCAAGAAAUAGCCAGUAGACCGGUUGCAUUGUUGAGAUUAAAACCUUCUCAUACAAUAUCGUUAAAUACUGCCAUUAAAACAAUAUCCCCUCAAAUAACGAAGGCCCAUUUGUCGUCUAAAAUUAAUGGAUUACCCGGUAUACGGGCUCAAAAUUUUAAAGUAUUACAAAGCACCCAACCGAGUCAACAAUCUCAGCACGUUAGAAAACAAAUCUAUAAUAACAAUUAUCAUGUUAACAAUUCUUCGUCGUCUACGAUCUCAAUUAGAAAAGAAUUUGAUUUGUCCGACUUUGAGGAUAAAUUAUAUCCGAAACCGGCGUAUUCUUAUUCUUGUUUGAUUGCUAUGGCCUUGAAAAAUAGUCAAACUGGUUCGCUUCCAGUUUCAGAAAUCUACAAUUUUAUGUGCGAACACUUUCCGUACUUUAAAACUGCACCAAAUGGUUGGAAAAACUCCGUGAGGCAUAAUCUAUCUUUGAACAAAUGUUUUGAAAAAAUCGAAAAACCAGCAGGCAAUGGAAAUCAAAGAAAGGGAUGCUUGUGGGCAAUUAAUCCAGCGAAGGUAGCCAAAAUGGAUGAAGAAGUACAGAAAUGGUCGAGGAAGGAUCCAUUAGCAAUUAAAAAAGCAAUGAUAUGUCCGGAUCAUUUGGAACUAUUGGAAAGAGGAGAAAUGAAGUAUGGUGGGAGUGGUGAAAUGUCAGAAGAAAAUGAAAGUUCAAGUGAUGAGACUGCUGAAGAAAGUGCUGUGUACGAUGAAUCUAUGCACAAUCAUAUUGCAGCUAAUUCGGUUACCGACAGUUAUGACGAAAGUAGUCAAGAUUGUGAUAUCGACAUCAAAGAACAUAUUUACGAUGAAAUCGACAUAGAUGAUAAGGAUGCAUUGCAUAUGCAAUUAAACAUCACUAAACAAGAAACAAUUGGUUAUGAAUUAAGUCCUUGUACGAAAAAACGAAAAACCCUUACCGGUUCUAUACAAGGGAAUUACGUUUAUCAACCUGUAACUACUUCUCGAAGAAAAACGCCUUUACUUUUAAGAGCAGAGACCACGGCUGAACCUCUCCUUAAAAUCGAGUAAUUUAAAACAUUCGAAAACAAAAAAGAAAAACAACAAAAAUCGAAUAUGGAUCUACGAGUAAAAUUAACAUCCCCCUUUUUUAAAGAGCUUUCGACAAAAAUAUUUCAUGCUUAUAAAAUAUGAUCGUUCUUUUCUUUUUUUUUUUUAUAUAUUGUUUUUCCUACAAUAAUAAAACGUGAGUCAAAUUUUAUACGAUUUGACGACAUUUUGCUAAUACAAGAUGAUGUUUCAAACAAUUCAAAAAGCAUUCUCAAAUAAUAAUUGGAAUUAUUCUUAUUAGAAAAUCUCUCUACUUAAUUUUUUAAUAUCCAUGAUACACGUGCAUAGAAAUAUUUCUUUGUCGAAUCUUAAACAGCCAAGUAAAAUUGCGAGCAAGUAAAAAAGAAACAGUUGGAAACGCAUCAGUACUAUAGUGUACAUAUGAUGAAAAAGUAUAAGAAGCAAAGCGGUAUAUAUCCCACCAACCACACCACCACCACCACCACACCACCACCAUCACCAUCUGUUUAAUAACAUGUUUAGCUUUUAUAUGAUUGAAAAUAUUGAGUUGUAGAUUUAAAAAUCUUAGUAAUUUAUAUAACAAAUUUACUAGCAUUAUAUAUAUAUAUAUAUGUCAUGCAUUUUAGAUUGUAUAGGAGUACUUACUCAUGAACUGAGUCAGAGCAAACCAUAAAUAUCGUCUUUUUACUUUACACAGUGCAUUAGUAACUAUAAUGAGAUAAUAUAGUUACGCAUGAAGAUCUUCCAAAUUCAUUAAACGAUUUCACGAACUUCCGUUUAACAUUGUUGACGAAUAAUCUAUUUUUACCGAACUUGUUUCUCUGUGUAAUCUCUGUACACGUAUAUAGUUAAAACAUUCUACUAGCACCGUAGACAAUUUCAGAAUAUUUUUUUUCUAAUUUUUUUUUCACAUUAUAUUUUUUUCUUAGAUUUCUGCUGUCAUCAUUCCUUUCUCGUCAAUUUUUACUUUUAUUUUUUAUUAUUUGUACAAAUAAUAUCCAGAUAUUAUUGCCUUGCAAUUUUAAUUAACUCGAGAACAAUGAUACAUAUUGUGAAACAAAAAAAAGAAAAAGAAAAACACACAAAAAAAAAGAAAAGAAAAUAAAAUUACAGUUAAGU
Molecule: messenger RNA, 3730 nt
Organism: Polistes canadensis
Lineage: Eukaryota; Metazoa; Arthropoda; Insecta; Hymenoptera; Vespidae
Gene: jumu
Product: bromodomain-containing protein DDB_G0280777-like
Exons: 4
Coding region: 827-2611 (594 amino acids)
Biological process (GO): regulation of transcription by RNA polymerase II
Molecular function (GO): DNA-binding transcription factor activity, RNA polymerase II-specific; transcription cis-regulatory region binding
Source: RefSeq, a predicted model, not a curated record